Molecule: messenger RNA, 1215 nt
Organism: Penicillium expansum
Lineage: Eukaryota; Fungi; Ascomycota; Eurotiomycetes; Eurotiales; Aspergillaceae
Exons: 1
Coding region: 1-1215 (404 amino acids)
Source: RefSeq, a predicted model, not a curated record
AUGGCCAGCACAUCUAUCUCUACUCUUGACAUCCGCGACAGUUGCGUUAUCGCCGAGCCCGUCUUGGUGGAUCCCUUUGUUGCGGGGUCUGCGAACCUCUUUCCAAAAAUGCCCAGUGGCAUCACGGAUGGAUCUUGGGAGCUUUGGGAGUUUGAAGCCUUCAGCAAUGAUGGUGAUACCGCUGUAGGCGUCUCGCUGUACCGCGAUGUGCGUGGCCUAGACCAAGAUGGCUUCCACGCCGAGCUCAACGCCAUCUGGCCGGACGGCAGCAAGUGGGGUGAGACGCUGUACUUCGCGAAAUCUAUCAUCACUGCCGAAGGCAGUGUUUAUUCGCACGAGGGGCGAGUAGAUGGGGUCUGGAAGUCUCGAAAUGGCCCCGAUGCACAUGAAGGGGAAACCACAAGGACAAUAAGCUUCACAAUUUCGCCAGACCUCUCUUCUGCAAUAGUUCGCUUCUUUGUACCGGGUUUUGUAUCUGGAACAAUGACGCUGCACAGCAUUUUGAGCUUGACCAACAACCAAAAGACGAGCUUGCCGGCGACGGAAGAAGCCGCACUCCUAUAUCCCUCUGUAUAUUACACGUUUCCUAUGGGGCCCGAGACUGCGACCGUGGACCUCACAUUCACCGUCAGGGCUGAUAGCGAAGGGGAACGCAAACUUUACAUUGGCGCGGAAAAUGAUGGUCACGGUGGCAUGGUACGUGGCUGGUCUCCCCACGCCUGGCCACAGUUCAUGACCGAGGCAUACUACACCGUUGCCCAUAUCGGGCCCUACAUGUUGCAGCUAAUACGAAUCGUCGGUUCGGCCGCCGCUAGCCAUAAGCCCUUUGCCGUCGCCCGACUUUAUCGUGACCACAACCUUGUGUGCGCUGCAAAUAGCGUUCUCGAUGACACAGCAGCAGAGGGACCGGCAGUCGAGGACACAGUCCGAGUCAAAAAGAUUCUACCGGAAUCAAACGAACAGGCGACAGGCCUCGCCGGUGCUUUUCGCGACAAAAACGUGGGCUACAUCAUCGAGUUUAGUUCUACACAACGACAGUGCCAUUGGCAAUUCGAAGGACGUCACAAACGCGCCUGGUGGAGUGAGCCGACGAGUGCCCCCGGUCCGGACGGCACCGGCAAGUCCGGGUGGGUCGAGGCGUUCGUCGGAGGGUCACCGGGGGAGAAAUUCAACGGGACAGGGGUAGGCGGCCAGCUGCAGAUUCCAGUGCAUUGA